AUGCAAGGCUCUGGCAGUACUACAAUCUCUGCCACUUCAACUACUUCAACCACCGCUCCAAGUACGGCUCAAGGCUCUAUAGUAACUACAACAGCAGGCAGUUCUAUACUAUCCUCCACCCACACAUCAACUAGUUCUAGAGCCCAAACAUCCGGCGGUUCUGUUAUCUUAUUUAUAUCACCCCCAAACCAAAAGCGUGAUCUACUCGAAAGAACCGCAGGGUCCUUUGUUGGCGAGUCCGGCAGUGUUGAUGUUUGUACAAACGCUACUACUUUUAGUCUGGUAGCUGGGCAGCUUCUAUACCAAGGCAGCCCUCUUUACUAUAGAGGCGAGGCAUUCAAGGAGCUGGAGGGAAGAAAUGGAACUCUGCCAGAGGGUGCUAUUACGACAGCAUUCACUAGAGUGGGAGAAUACCUCCGGUUCAUUAACAGAGCCUUACCUAACGGCGAGGCAGGGUUCUGUGAGGAUCCGUUCGAUGGGCAAGUUAACUACAGAGUUGUCUACAGAGUUAACUAUAGACUCAAUAAGCUCAACUACAAAGUCAACAACAGAGUCAACAGAGCUAUUAACAAGCUUAGUUACAGACUCAACAAGCUUAACUAUAGAGUUAACUGCAAGCUCAACUGCAAGCUCAAGCUCAACUGCAAGCUUAACUGCAAGCUCAACGACAAGCUCAACGACAAGCUCAACUACAAGCUCAACGACAAGCUCAACGACAAGCUCAACGACAAGCUCAACGACAAGCUCAACGACAAGCUCAACGACAAGCUCAACGACAAGCUCAACGACAAGCUCAACGACAAGCUCAACGACAAGCUCAACGACAAGCUCAACGACAAGCUCAACGACAAGCUCAACGACAAGCUCAACGACAAGCUCAACGACAAGCUCAACGACAAGCUCAACGACAAGCUCAACGACAAGCUCAACGACAAGCUCAACGACAAGCUCAACGACAAGCUCAACGACAAGCUCAACGACAAGCUCAACGACAAGCUCAACGACAAGCUCAACGACAAGCUCAACGACAAGCUCAACGACAAGCUCAACGACAAGCUCAACGACAAGCUCAACGACAAGCUCAACGACAAGCUCAACGACAAGCUCAACGACAAGCUCAACGACAAGCUCAACGACAAGCUCAACGACAAGCUCAACGACAAGCUCAACGACAAGCUCAACGACAAGCUCAACGACAAGCUCAACGACAAGCUCAACGACAAGCUCAACGACAAGCUCAACGACAAGCUCAACGACAAGCUCAACUAUAGAGUCAACUGCAAGCUCAACUGCAAGCUCAAGCUUAACUGCAAGCUCAAGCUCAACUGCAACCUUAACUGCAAGCUCAAGCUCAACUGCAAGCUUAGCUGCAAGCUCAACUGCAAGCUCAACGACAAGCUCAACUAUAGAGUCAAUAGCAAGCUCAACUGCAAGCUCAACUGCAAGCUCAACGACAAGCUCAACUAUAGAGUCAAUAGCAAGCUCAACUGCAAGCUCAACUACAACUAG
Fusarium subglutinans is the source of this 1509-nucleotide messenger RNA. RefSeq lists its product as uncharacterized. Lineage: Eukaryota; Fungi; Ascomycota; Sordariomycetes; Hypocreales; Nectriaceae. The coding region runs from base 1 to 1509 and encodes 502 amino acids. The record is from RefSeq and is a predicted model, not a curated record. The transcript has 3 exons.